CCUUACAGACGAGGAAGUUUUUCCCGGCGCUGCACUGGGAUUCACCGGAAGCGCUCCCCCCGGAAGCGUGGAGAGCCAGCGCCUUGCCAGUCGGGUUCCGGGAGACUCCGAGCGGGGGCGGGGAACUGCAGUGCAUUCUGGGAAAGCCGCCAAGCCCUCGGCUUUGUUUCCCGCCCCAGCGCGGCGUUUGGUUUCCGGAGGUCCGCAGAAGCACUGCGGUUCCCGGCUUGCGGGCUUUCCUCGGAGGCGUCUCUCCUUCCCACCUCGGGUUUUGGCUCGCGCGGCAGUCCUCCCGACGCCGCCAGCAUGUCUGGGGUGCGCGCUGUGCGGAUCAGCAUCGAGUCGGCCUGCGAGAAGCAGGUCCAGGAGGUGGGCCUGGAUGGCACUGAAACGUACCUGCAGCCGCUGUCCAUGUCGCAGAACCUGGCGCGCCUGGCCCAGCGGAUCGACUUCAGCCAGGGUUCGGGCUCCGAGGAGGAGGAGGCGGCGGGGGCCGAGGGGGACGCGCAGGACUGGGCUGGCGCCGGGUCCAGCGCAGACCAGGACGACGAGGAAGGGUUGGUAAAAUUUCAACCUUCUCUUUGGCCCUGGGACUCAGUGAGGAACAAUUUGAGAAGUGCCUUGACAGAGAUGUGUGUUCUCUAUGAUGUCCUUAGUAUUGUUAGAGAUAAAAAAUUUAUGACUCUUGAUCCCGUCUCUCAGGAUGCACUUCCUCCAAAACAGAACCCUCAGACACUGCAGUUGAUAUCUAAAAAGAAGUCACUGGCUGGAGCAGCACAGAUCCUAUUGAAGGGGGCAGAAAGAUUGACCAAAUCAGUCACUGAAAACCAAGAAAAUAAGCUGCAAAGAGACUUCAACUCUGAGCUUUUGAGAUUACGGCAACACUGGAAACUCAGAAAAGUUGGAGAUAAAAUUCUUGGAGAUCUGAGCUACAGAAGCGCAGGAUCUCUCUUUCCCCAUCAUGGUACAUUCGAAGUAAUAAAGAAUACAGAUAUUGAUCUGGAUAAGAAGAUACCUGAAGAUUACUGUCCCCUCGAUGUACAAAUUCCUAGUGAUUUAGAGGGGUCUGCAUAUAUCAAGGUUUCAAUUCAAAAACAGGCUCCAGACAUAGGUGACCUUGGUACAGUCAACCUCUUCAAACGACCUUUGCCCAAAUCCAAACCAGGUUCCCCACAUUGGCAGACGAAAUUAGAAGCAGCACAGAACGUUCUCUUGUGUAAAGAAAUUUUUGCGCAGCUCUCUCGGGAAGCUGUUCAAAUUAAGUCACAGAUCCCUCACAUUGUGGUGAAAAACCAGAUUAUCUCUCAGCCCUUUCCAAGCUUGCAGUUACUGAUUUCUUUGUGCCAUUCCUCAAAUGAUAAGAAAUCCCAAAAAUGUGCUACUGAGAAGCAAAGUCCGGAGGACCAUCUUUAUGUCUUAGAGCAUAAUUUGCAUCUACUAAUUAGAGAGUUUCAUAAACAGACCUUGAGUUCCAUCACGAUGCCUCAUCCAGCAAGCGCACCUUUUGGUCACAAGAGAAUGAGACUUUCGGGUCCUCAGGCUUUUGAUAAAAAUGAGAUUAAUUCAUUACAAUCCAGUGAAGGGCUUCUGGAAAAAAUAAUUAAACAAGCAAAGCAUAUCUUUCUGAGGAGCAGAGCUGCUGCAACCAUUGACAGCUUGGCAAGUCGCAUCGAGGACCCUCAGAUACAGGCUCACUGGUCGAAUAUUAAUGAUGUUUAUGAAUCUAGUGUGAAGGUUUUAAUCACAUCACAAGGUUAUGAACAGAUAUGCAAGUCCAUUCAGCUGCAGUUGAAUAUCGGAGUUGAGCAGAUCCGAGUUGUACACAGGGAUGGAAGAGUGAUCACACUGUCUCACCAGGAGCAGGAGCUACAGGACUUUCUCCUGUCACAGAUGUCACAGCAUCAGGUGCAUGCAGUUCAGCAGCUCGCCAAGGUUAUGGGCUGGCAAGUGCUAAGCUUCAGUAACCACGUGGGCCUUGGACCCAUAGAGAGCAUUGGCAAUGCCUCUGCCAUAACAGUGGCCUCCCCGAGUGGUGACUAUGCUAUCUCAGUUCGCAAUGGCCCUGAAAGUGGCAGCAAGAUCAUGGUUCAGUUUCCCCGGAACCAGUGUAAAGACCUUCCGAAGAGUGAUGUUUUACAGGAUAGCAAAUGGAAUCAUCUUCGUGGUCCGUUCAGAGAAGUUCAGUGGAAUAAGAUGGAAGGUCGAAACUUUGUCUAUAAAAUGGAGCUGCUUAUGUCUGCGCUCAGCCCUUGCCUGCUAUGAUCCUUGUUUCCAGCACGGUCUCUGGAUUGUUUUUUGGCAGAGAAGUUUCCAGAAACGGACUUGAGAAGACGAACCAUUAAGCACAAGGAAGAGAAAUUUUCCAAAGGAGUAUUGUUUUAAAAAAAUAAUUAGCAGAUGUUUACCUAGCAUUUUGAAACCUUUCACUUUAUAAGUGACGAGUGCUUUGAAAUGCAGAAGCUUAUGUACAGUUAUAGGGUAUAUAGUAUAGGGAGAUGCAAAACAACUUUUUUUAUGCAGUUAACUUGAAAUGUUACUAAUUUAUGGGUUUGAAUUAACUUUUUAAAAUAUUCCUUUGAUGUUGACAUCAAAUAAAGCAUAUGGUUAAAAAUUCCAGA
Molecule: messenger RNA, 2618 nt
Organism: Acinonyx jubatus (cheetah)
Lineage: Eukaryota; Metazoa; Chordata; Mammalia; Carnivora; Felidae
Gene: MED17
Product: mediator complex subunit 17
Exons: 12
Coding region: 307-2262 (651 amino acids)
Biological process (GO): regulation of transcription by RNA polymerase II
Cellular component (GO): core mediator complex; mediator complex
Molecular function (GO): transcription coregulator activity
Source: RefSeq, a predicted model, not a curated record